GGGACGUGCAGGCAAACGCAGUGUGGGAACUGGGGUCAGGACACGACAUUUCCGGUGAGGCCUGGAACCGAGGAUUACAGUUCAGCUCGGUGCCGUCCCUAAAAGAUGAUGUCAUCGCCCCGCCUCCUCAUCGCCGUUCUCCUGCUGCUGGUCACCGGGUCCGGGGCAAAGUUCCAGGAAUUUGAUGACGGCGACGACGACGCGGCCGAAUACGAUGACAACGACUUUGCGGAGUUCGAGGAUGUCGCCGACGAGACCGCCACCGCUCGUCCAUCCCACCAGCCGACUCCCGAGCAGCAGGAGGAGGAGGAAGACGAUGAUGAAGAGGCCACUGUAGAGCUAGAAGGACAAGAGGAAUUUGAAGAAGACACAGAAGGACAGGAGGGCGACGCAGACAACGAGCCGUACGACGAUGAAGAGUUUGAAGGCUAUGACGACAAAAUGGAAACGGGAGGUUCCAACAAGAUGAAGGAUCCCAUCACUAUUGUUGACGUGCCUGCUCACCUCCAGAACAGCUGGGAAAGUUAUUACAUGGAGAUCCUGAUGGUGACCGGGCUGCUGGCGUACAUCAUGAACUAUAUCAUCGGCAAGAACAAGAACAGCCGUCUGGCUCAGGCCUGGUUCAACUCUCACCGCGAGUUGCUGGAGAGUAACUUCUCCCUUGUGGGAGAUGACGGGACAAGUAAGGACGCGGUUAGCACGGGGAAGCUGAACCAGGAGAACGAGCACAUUUACAACCUGUGGUGCUCGGGGCGGCUGUGCUGCGAAGGCAUGCUGAUUCAGCUUAAGUUUUUGAAACGCCAGGAUCUGCUCAAUGUGUUGGCUCGUAUGAUGCGUCCGGCGUGCGAUCAAGUGACAGUAAAAGUAACGAUGAAUGACGAGGAUAUGGACACGUACGUUUUUUCUGUUGGAACUCGGAAAACCCUGACCCGGCUGCAGAAGGAGAUGCAGGACCUGGGCGAGUUCUGCAGUGAUAAGCCGAAGUCUGCAGCCAAGCUGGGUCUCCCGGACUCACUCGCUAUCCUGUCUGAGAUGGGGGAAGUGACGGACGGCAUCCUUGACACUAAGAUGAUUCACUUCCUAACGCACUACGCCGAUAAGAUUGAAUCGAUUCAUAUUUCGGACCAAUUCUCUGGUCCAAAGAUUAUGCAAGAGGAGGGACAGCCGCUGAAGCUGCCGGAGACCAAGAAAACCCUUUUGUUUACAUUUAACGUGCCUGGCAACGGAAAUGCGACCGUGAAAGACAUGGAGUCUCUCCUGCCCCUGAUGAACAUGAUUAUUUAUACCAUCGACAAGGUGAAGAAAUUCCGGCUAAACCGAGAGGGGAAGCAGAAGGCCGAUAAGAACCGCGCACGAGUGGAGGAGAACUUCCUGAAGCUCACUCACGUCCAGCGCCAGGAGGCCGCUCAAAGCCGCCGCGAAGAGAAGAAGCGAGCGGAAAAGGAGCGCAUCAUGAACGAGGAGGAUCCGGAGAAGCAGCGCAGGCUGGAGGAAGCCGCUCAGCGCCGCGAACAGAAGAAGCUCGAGAAGAAGCAGAUGAAGAUGAAGCAAAUCAAAGUGAAGGCCAUGUAAUGCGGCCCCCGGCAUACACCUUCCCGCAGACUGUGUUAUAAGCGUGGCUGGGGGAGGAGAAGUCAUGAAUGAUGUAGGAGCAGAAGGCACGCAUUAUUAAAUUAAAGCUAUACUCCCCCCUUC
Molecule: messenger RNA, 1695 nt
Organism: Spea bombifrons (plains spadefoot toad)
Lineage: Eukaryota; Metazoa; Chordata; Amphibia; Anura; Pelobatidae
Gene: CCDC47
Product: coiled-coil domain containing 47
Exons: 13
Coding region: 106-1572 (488 amino acids)
Biological process (GO): endoplasmic reticulum calcium ion homeostasis
Cellular component (GO): endoplasmic reticulum
Molecular function (GO): calcium ion binding
Source: RefSeq, a predicted model, not a curated record